CUGUCAUACUACCAAAGUGUUCUGAAGGCAAUAAUGGAUCCCCCUCCAUGUGGGAGCGCUGGCUAACUCCACUAGGCUUUCUUGUAUGUUCUGUGCGCAUGUUUAUACCUGAAGAACGACCACAGCACGUUUAAACCUGAUCUGGCCGUCGUCAAUGGGCAUAGGCGGUUAACGUCCCGACCUCUUUGCCACACCCAUCCGUCUUGCUUUGUGCUUAGCUUAGGGAGCCCGACAUACAGUUUGCCUUGAAAGAUGCAGUGGAUACCUUGCUCCGCGAACGCUGCACCGCACGCUGCAGCCGUUAACACUGCGCGGUUCGGCCAUUCAGCUGUAUGCAUCUCCAGGGCCAACUCGGUUUGGGAAACCGAUCUUGUUGUAGUCUUUGGUGGAGUAAGCUAUAGCGAUGGCGAAACGUCACUUGAGCACCAUGCCGCCCUCUCCGAUGUCGUCGUGCUGCAAGCGGAUGCCGAUGUAUGGUUUGCUCCCAAGGUUUCCCCCGCAGCGCCAGACGCCCAGACCGCCGGCGGCCUCGGCAAUGCUGCUGCUGCUGCUGCUGCUACCACCGUCGUCAACACCGCUGGCGGCCGCACCUCAACCUCCACCAUAAGCGGCGGCGGCGGUAACAGCAGCAGCGUUACCCAAACCACCACCCCCACCACCCCACCAGCACCAGCACCACUGCUUCCUGAGCCCAGAGCCUUCCACUGCGCUGCUGUAGUGGAUCGCAAGAUGUACGUCUUUGGAGGCCACGUGCUGUCGUACGAUCCGGAUCUCAACAAGAAGCGCCGACGCUUUUUCAACGACCUCUGGUGCUUAGACACGGACACAUGGACCUGGCAGCUCCUGCAACCCGACCAGCCGCCCUCCGCCUCCGCCUCCUCCUCCACGCCCUCCCUUGUCACUGCCCUAGCCGGUGUCACCGGUGCUUCCGCCUCCACUGCUGCUGCUGCUGCUGGCGGCAGCGGCAGCGACCACCACAGCGGCGGCUCCCACACCGCUCCCGCGCUGCAGCCGCCGCGUCGCGACAUGGCCACCCUCACUCGCGCCGGGCCGCACUGCCUGGUGCUGUUCGGCGGGCGGCUGGAGAGCGGGAGGCUGGCGGGGGAUGUGUGGCUGCUGGACCUGAACACCAACACUUGGAGCCAGCCCAAGAUCAUAGGGCCCGCGCCACCGCCUCGCAAGAUGCAUGCGGCCGUGUAUGCCACCAACCGUGUGGUGCUGUUCGGCGGCGAGCGCGAGACGGGUGUGUUGGACGACCUGUGGACACUCAAGGGGGCGGACGGCAGCGAGCCAGCCAAGUGGACACAGAUACGGCUGCGGCCGGCGCCGGCGGGCAGGUUCGGGCACAGCAUGGCAGCCUGCGGCUCCCGCCUGGCGGUGUUCGGCGGCUGCCAGGACACCUCCUCGCGCCUCUCCUUCAGCCGCAACUACGUGCAGAGCAACGAGACGUGGGUGCUGGACCUCGCCACGUUCAGCUGGCACCGAGUGGAUCCCCCGGACGGCGUCACCCCCAUCUCCCCCGCAAUCCCAACUGAGCAGCAGCAGCAGCCCUCCUCUGCCACCUCUGCUUCCGCCUCCUUCUCCUUUCCCUCCGAAAACCCCUUCCAACAACUACAACAACAGCUGGAGCAGCUUCUUCCCAACCACCAUCACCACCACCAGCACAGCCACCACCAUGCAUCCAAACUCCCGCCCCAUCACCACCCCCACCACCCCCAUGGUCAUCACGGCCCACAGCUGCAGCAGGGUCAGCAGCACCAAGGGCAUCAUCCACAACAGAAUCCGUUACCGGUAGAUCCAGACCACCAGGCCCAGUUGCCGUACGCCCAUGUGAUGCUGCCCCUGGAGCGCAUGUGCCACAGUUUGGUGGCGGUUGGUUCGUUGGAGCGGUUGUUGCUGGUGGGCGGCCGGAAGCGUGACGGAAUCUGCGGGGAUGCGUGGUGGUUGAGCUUGGGCCCGGAUAACCUGACGCCAGCCCUGACGGUGCCGCCACCGGCUGUCGUACUGGCGGCGCUGCGGAAAGGCCUGACGGCGCCGCCGCCGCCGCCACCGCCGUCGGCUGCUGCUUCUGCUCCCGCAGUACAACACCCCGCCGCCGCCGUCGGGCCUCAUCCCCAAGCCGCGGCAGCGGCAGCGGCGCCGCCGCCGCCACCUCCUCCGCCAUCGGGUGCCCAAUCCUUGCUCCGAAACAUCUUCGGACGCCCGGCAGCGCCACCGCCUCCUCCGCCGUCGCCGGCAACAACAGCGGCAGCGCCUGCCGUACAACCGCUACCGGCACCGUCGCAAGCCCUGCCGCCGCAUGCUGCAGGUUCAGCUGGAUCGCUGCCAUCCCCAACGCAGCCGUCGCCUCAACGGCUGCCGUUGCUGACGUCAGGUGCCGUACAGCCGACGGCGGUCCCGGGAGCUGUCGUACCACCGUCAGGAGGACCGCCCCUGACUCACCUACCGCCGCCGCCAACUCCAGAAACAUUAACUCCUGCCGCCGCCGCCGCUGCUGCCGCCGCUGCUGCUGCCGUACAGUCCCCGUCUGGCAAGGAGGGCGGAGGCAUCGCCUCCCGACUCACCCGCAUUACGAGCUUCAUGUCGCUGGGCAGCAAGCCACCCUCCGCAUCUGCUGCUGCUGGUGCCGCUGCUGGUGCUGCUGCUGCGACCGCUGGCUCCUCCUCCGGCGGCGUCGGCGGGGGUGCUCCCCUGACCUUUGCCAGGAGCAGCGGCGAGCAGAACCUCUCUUUACCUCAGCCGCUGCCGCCACAGCAGCCGCAGCCACCGCAAUUGCUGCAGUCUGUUCUUACGCCGGCGAUACCGAUGCAAAGCAUGCAACCCCAACACCAGCCGGAUGAGUCCUCUCUACACGCCUUCAACUCCCUCCGCAGCCGCUUGGGCCUUCUUCCGCCUCCGCCGCCGCCGCCUCCGCCCUCGGACCCCGCUGUCAGGAGCCACCCCUUCACUCAGCCAGCUGACCCGCUAGCAGCGCUGGAAGCCCUAGGCCGACGCCUGGAGACAGAAGCAGCCUCCGCCGCCGGUGCUGGGGCAAUAAUGGAGGCGACGGCGAACACCGCAGCCGCCUUGGACUCAAGUAGCCAUGUUGGCGGCGACUCCAAUCCCCCAUCAUCCAUGUCAUCAUCAGCACCCCCAUCCUCACCAGCCUCGGCUGCCGUACAACGAGCCCGCGGCCAUCUUGCCCUGUCGUACGGCAGCAGUGCUCAGCAGCUGCGGCUGGGUGAGCUGCCGCUGCUGCUGGCGGACUGCCAGCUGCUGCUCAAGCAGCGCAGCUCCGCCGCCUGGUCCGCUCUGGAGGCCGAGCUCUCCACCGGCACCACCGGCACCACCACCAACAACAACAGCAUCCCCAACCACCAUCCGCAGCAGCAGCAGUCCUCGACUGCAGCUGCCGCUGCCGCCCCUAGUGGUGCCCCGCCGGGGGCUGCUUCUUCCGCACCGCACCAGGCGGCUAACCCAACCGCUGCUGACGCCGCUUCCGGUACCAACACUCCUACAGCACCGGCUGGCAGCUGUGCCGGUGGUGGUGGUGGUCCUGGUGGUUUGGAUUUGGCGGUGUUGUCCGCAUGCGUGUCCGGGGGCUCUCACUUGUUCGCGGGGCUGAGGGCGGAGGAGCUGAGGCUGG
This is a messenger RNA of Astrephomene gubernaculifera, 3625 nucleotides long. The record is from the annotation of a GenBank genome assembly. NCBI's taxonomy places the organism in Eukaryota, Viridiplantae, Chlorophyta, Chlorophyceae, Chlamydomonadales, Astrephomenaceae.